Molecule: messenger RNA, 1833 nt
Organism: Theileria parva strain Muguga
Lineage: Eukaryota; Apicomplexa; Aconoidasida; Piroplasmida; Theileriidae
Product: Sel1 repeat family protein
Exons: 6
Coding region: 1-1833 (610 amino acids)
Molecular function (GO): protein binding
Source: RefSeq, a predicted model, not a curated record
AUGGAACACAAAAAAAUUAAAAUUUCGAGAUUUCUCCAGCUUCUACUCAUUUUAAAUUUAUAUAUAGUUAACAAUGGCUUUAUUUUAGCCGCGAAUCCAGAAUCCGACCGAAUCGAAACGUUUAAAAAUGCUCAUCUUCUUAGAUAUGGAGAUUAUAAUAAAGAAAUGGACCCCUAUUCGGCUAUCCCUUUGUUUGAGAAGGUUUCUGAAGGAUAUUCUGAUAUUAUUGCUCAAGAAUCCUUAUUUGAGUUGGGAACAAUUUAUCUUUUAGGCUAUAAACGAUUUUUUACCAUUCGAUAUGAUAUAGCAAAAGCUACACAUUAUUUUUCAAAGUCGGCGGAGAUGGGCCAUGCCAAAUCGCAAUACUUUCUGAGCUUUUUAUUAUACUAUAAUAUUAAAAAUGGGCCUGGAGUUAAUAAAAAUACGGCUAUAAAAUACCUAAAAUCGUCAGCAAGAAGUGGUUAUGUGCCUGCUAUGCUGGCUUUAUCAUUCCACCUAAUGUAUCAUGACUUAUCAGAUAACUUAAGCCAAGUCAUAAGUUUAUAUAAGAGAGUUGUGAGAGGUGAUAGCAAGCACUUGAUUGAUUUCCUGGUGCCGCUUGAAUAUCUAAAAAUUUCAAAGACUUCGUUGGAUAGAUAUAAGGAAGAUUUAAAUAGUUUGUUGAAAAUAGAAGAGUACGCGGAAUUAUCUGAGUUGGAAGAUUCAAUGAGGAAUGAAGAGGGGAACCUGUCGAAGAGAAAGGGUAGUUGCAGUGGACUUUCUAAUGAAAAACAAGAGCCUGAAAACCCAUUUGAAGAAAAAAUUAACGAGUUUGAGAAAAAAAUCGCACCAGAAAACAUGUCGUCAUCGCUGUUGGAACUGGCGACAAUGUAUAUGAGAGGGAUUGGAGUUCCUAAAAACUAUGAAAAUUCAAUUCAGCUUUUAGAGAGGGCAGUUUCACUUGGUAACUCAGAUGCUGCAAAUUGUUUGGGAAUCAUAUACUUCUUUGGAGCCAGGGAACCCGAGCAAGGGAGGUCAAUACCAGUUAAUUAUGACUUAGCCUUAAAAUACUUCUUGAUAGCAGCCAGAUCACAUAAUUCUGAAGCACUAUUCUUUAUCGCAGAAAUCGUCUCAAUUAAGGCCCGAAACGGAGGGACUAACUAUUAUUAUCUAGAACUACCAUAUAUAUACCAGCUGUACAGGUUAUCAGCAGACUAUGGGUACUGUAGAGGCUACUGUAGAUGCGCACAAAUGUUAGAGGUUGGACUUGGAACUGACUUGAAUCUAAUGGAAUGCGCCCUGAAUUACAAAACUGCAGCUGAUCAAAUUUUCGUAGAGGAGGAGUUCUAUCUCUCUUUCUUUUAUUAUACUAAGAAAAACUACCAUGCAGCUACCAUUUUAAGUGCACUCGCUGCAUUUUCAGGACUAGUGGCUGGUCACUGGAAUGCCGCUAUGCUAAUAAACGAGGGUAAAACAGACGUAUUCUCUAAAGGUGAACUGAAAAUCUUCCUCAACGACGCGCUUCUUCAAGGUGAAACUGAUACCCUCUACUAUAUGGCAAAAUUAGCCGAGAGUGAGGGUAAGGAACGAAUAGCUCAGGAACUAUACCAGAAAGGCUUUAAUUCGGGAGAUAUGAACUGCCUCGAUCCAUUGAUAAGGUCAUUCUCUAACAAUGAUAUAAAGAAGGCAAUUGAGCUUCUGGAAUAUAAAAAGUAUCGCAACAGUGUAGAAUUGAAUAAUGGAGACCGUGGACUGGUUAACAGCUACUGCAGUGAUUUGGGAUCAAAUGGCAACUUGGCGUUUCUGAAGAUGAAGCAGUUGUUUUAUAAUAUAUUUACUUAUUAUAUGCACUAG